AUUGACCGGGGGGUUCUCCCUCCGACGACGAGAAUGAAUUGAAAGGGGGAGAAAAAAAAAAACCAAAAGAAAAAAAGAGAAUAAAAUGACUGCCAUCCCGCUCGUCGGUGUGCAUCACGGCGCCAGAGACUUUUUGUUGGAUGGCAACUUGCGGUCAGUCACUCGUUCCUGACCCUAGUACACCACCAAAUCGACAACCGUCACCAUGGUUGUCUGGUCGCCUCUUCUGUCUCUCGUGAGCUUGACGCUCUCGGUGGUCCUGGGCACUGCUGUCGCCCAGGAUCCGGCCCAGGGUGCGGCCUUGCCUGCUCCGACUCCUCUUGUCGAGGAUAUCCCCAAUGCCUAUAUUGUGGAGUUCGCCGACGGCUACAGCAUCGAGUCCCUCGUCGCCGAUCUUAGGAUCAAUGCGAUCGACACGGUGAAGCGCAAGGAUCUCAAGUACAAGCUUUUCAAUGGCGCCUCGUUCGAUAUCAAAGGCAACACCAAAGAAGAGGUCGAGAGGGCUGUCGAGAGGAUUUCCGGCCAUUCCAAGGUCAAGAAGAUCUGGCCUGUCCGCAAGGUCAUGCUUCCAGAUGACAAGGUCACCUCGAUAGGUUUCGGGUCUGCAGGUCCUUUCAAUGUGCUGCAAAAUGGAGCUCUCAUGAAGCGCCAGUCCGAGACCAACAACACUUACAACCUGCACAUGCAGACCCAGGUCGCCAAGUUGCACGCCGAGGGCUUCACCGGCAAGGGAAUGAAGAUCGCCCUGAUCGACAGCGGCAUCGACUAUACGCACCCUCUCCUGGGCGGCUGCUUUGGUAAGGGCUGCAAGGUCUCGUUCGGCUACGAUCUCGUUGGCGACGACAUGUCACAGCCCGGCAAGUUUCCCGACGAUGACCCGAUGGACUGCGCCGGCCACGGCACUCACGUGGCUGGCAUCGUGGGCGCGAAUCCCAGCGAGCUUGGCUUUGUAGGCGUAGCACCCGACGCGGAGCUGGGCGCCUAUAAAGCGCUCAACUGUAUCGGCUACAGCACCAACGAGAUGCUCAUCUCGGCUUUCAACAUGGCUUACGAGGCUGGGGCCGACAUUAUCAGCUCGUCCACCGGUAUCGAGGGCGGCUGGGCCGAUGAUGCCUGGUCUUCUGCUGUUUCUCGCAUUGUCGAUGCCGGAGUUCCUGUUGUCAUUGCCGCCGGAAACUCGGGCGAGCAAGGCCUCUGGCGACCCAGCAGCCCAUCGGCCGGUCGUGGUGUCACUUCUGUUGCCUCGGUGGACAACACCGAAUUUACUUUCCUGUUUCUAGCCGGCACGUACAAGCUCGAUGAUGGAGAGCCGGCCAAGUUCCCGUGGAUCGCCAAUGAGCCCGCACUCGGCAACCUCAGCCUGCCUCUACGCCUCCUCACAAACACGUCAGGGGCACUAUUGGAUGCUUGCCAGCCUCUUGCAGAAGGCGUUACUCUGUCUGACAAUGCUCUUUAUCUCGUUGCUGAGACUGGUACCUGCAGACACCAAACUCAGAUCGACAAUAUGGCUGACAAGGGUGCCAAGAACGUCAUGAUUUACGCGCGGACUGAUCGGCCUGUAAAGCAAUCGUACCUGCAAGGUCCCAAGGCCAACGCGGGUGUAACGACCCAGACUCAGGGGAAGGCUUGGGUCAACGCACUACAAGCUGGAUCAAACAUCACCGUUAACACCCUGGAACCGGUUCACUCUCCCGGUCUAGCAGAGCAUACCCCAAACACAGCCACAGGAGGUUAUACAUCUUAUUGGAGCUCUUGGGGUCCGGACUGGGAGCUAUUCGCAACCCCCAACGUGGCAGCCCCAGGCGGCGAGAUUGUGUCUACCUACCCCCUCGCCCUCGGCAGCUAUGCAGUCGCAUCAGGAACUUCAAUGGCGUGCCCGUUCGCCGCCGGAGCUCUGGCUCUCAUCGCACAAAAGAGAAAGGUCAAGGAUUCAGGGGAGCUCCGGUCGUUACUUGCAAGCACCUCAAAGCAGCUCGUGCACCACGACGGCCAGAGAGCAGACCCGGAGAACCGUCUUCACUCGGUCCUUCAGGGCGGCCCCGGUCUGCUCCAGGUUUUUGAUGCGUCAGAGGUUAAGGGUCUUCUCAGCACCGCCUUCAUCUCCUUCAACGACACGGAGCACUACAAGGACGUCACCUUCUCGCUCAAAAACACAGGCAAGAGAGAGGCUACGUACGAGCUGGGUCACCGCCCUGCCGCGACCGUCUACGCCCUCGACAACAAAACCCCUGGUUACCCGCAGACCUUCCCUGUUGAACUUGCCCCAGCUGCCGCCGUAGCAGAGCUCUCCUUCUCCAAGAAAGUCGUCAGAGUCCCCGCCGGCCGUUCAGUCUCCAUCACCGUCAAGGCAAAGCCGCCGACUGCAAACGUCGACCUGUCCCGUCAGCCCUUCUAUAGCGGCUUCAUUACCCUCAACGGCACCAACGGCGACGCCCUCGUGCUGCAGUACCAGGGCCUGGCAGGGCCUGCACUGCGCAAGGCUCCCAUAAUAUCCCAGGGCGUCACCGACCUGGGCAUCCCCAGGUCGUACGUCGCCACCACGACCAACCGCUUCCCGUUCCCGAUCAGCAACGACACGGUCUUCCACAUUCCACGGCCCGUUAUCCCCCCUGCAGCCAACGACGGCAUCGGGUUCCCACAGGCACGCGUCGCCCAUGGACUGGGCACCCGGAAGAUGGAGUUUCGCGUCAUCCCACUUGAGCGUGGCGGUGCCGUUGAGACUGAGGACUGGCACGGCCUCAAGACCCUGCCGACCGAGAUCUAUGGUAUCCCCUACGACCUUAUGCCGCGCGGGUCGUCGUGGCGGACAUUUGUGGGCCUGAUGGCUGACGGCACCACGGCGCCCGAGGGCAAGUACAAGAUCGCUGUGGCUGCGUUGAGGCUAUUUGGUGAAUGGAAUAAGGAGGAAGAUUGGGAUGUCGUAGAGCUCGAGCCCAGCUUCACGAUCCGGUAUACUUGAUCUGGCAGCUAACACGCCUGAUCAUCAAUCCAAAGAAAUUGUUUCCA
Pyricularia oryzae 70-15 is the source of this 3006-nucleotide messenger RNA. Its product is annotated as minor extracellular protease vpr. Bases 206 to 2959 code for a protein of 917 amino acids. Gene Ontology annotation, molecular function: serine-type endopeptidase activity; tripeptidyl-peptidase activity. The record is from RefSeq and is a predicted model, not a curated record. Gene Ontology annotation, biological process: proteolysis. Lineage: Eukaryota; Fungi; Ascomycota; Sordariomycetes; Magnaporthales; Pyriculariaceae. The transcript is spliced from 2 exons. Gene Ontology annotation, cellular component: membrane; cytosol; cell wall.